This is a messenger RNA of Saccostrea echinata, 1200 nucleotides long. RefSeq names its product hemicentin-1-like. NCBI's taxonomy places the organism in Eukaryota, Metazoa, Mollusca, Bivalvia, Ostreida, Ostreidae. The record is from RefSeq and is a predicted model, not a curated record. The transcript has 3 exons. Bases 6 to 836 code for a protein of 276 amino acids.
CUUCGAUGUCUGUCUACUUUAUAAAUGAGGAGAAAAACCCUAAGCUGUCCAGAGGAGAACGUUUGACAGUGGUGAGGAAUACACAGACAGGGGGAUACGACCUCCAGAUAACGGGACUCACCAGAGAGGAGGACGUGGGGCAGUACUCGUGUGAUGUAAACACAAUCCCAGCAAAACAAAACAUGAUGUAUCUGAAAUUAUACUUGCCUCCCUCCAGCAUAGACAUUGAUUCCUACAAUGAAGAUGGCACCUUAAGAGUCCAUGGUACAGAAGACUCUCCUUUAAAUCUGUCAUGCCAGUCAUCAGGCGGUGAUCCUCCCGCCACUGUGUCUUGGUUUAAAGGCUCUGCAUUAUUAGUUACUGGUAUUAAUAGGACUUUGUACAGCUUUAUUCCUACAAGAGUCGACGACCUCCAGAACUACACAUGCACUGCAUACAAUCCAGGUUUAUCACAACCAAUGCGAAAAAAUGUUCAGAUAUUCCUUGAUCUGAGACCGACAAUUCCGGAAAUUGCCAAGAUUCCAAAUACAAAGGAGAACGAUCAGAUAAUGGUCACGUGUUCAUCUUCCUGGGGUCGUCCUCCUGCAUCACUAUGGUGGAUAUUCCGGGGAACAUACUUAAAAUCAACGUAUGUUUCCUCUACGAUGGACUCUUUAACUCAAACUUACACUGUGGAUGCUAUGUUAAACAUUACAGUAAACAAAGAGGACAACGGAAAGACCAUCAUAUGUAUGGCAAAUAACUCAGUUGUACCAACUGGUCUUCAGUCAUCCCAGAGGCUGACGGUGAUCUGUAAGCUAGCAUUUAAAAACACUUAUUACUAUUACCAUAAAUGAGGUCUUACAAACGUUGUAACGUUUUUGUUUCAGGUCCACAUUUUUCAAAAAUUCAUGAAAACUUCCUCUAUCAAACCGAUUCUGAGUUGUUUACUGAAACUUUCCAGUUUUACAUAUCUAUGACUUACAUUAACUACUAUGCAUUGAUUCUUCUUUGUCUAAUAAUAAGAUUUCAAACACAUAAGUGAUGUAUGAAAAACAACUCUGCACCGUUAAUGCGUACUUCCGAAUAUCAAUGGCAUCGAUAUAGAUGUACAGGAAAAGACUUUUUACAUACAUACUAAGGAAUUAAAAAUACCAAAAACACAAAUGCCAUUUCACACCCACCCACACACCCACACACACACACACACACACACACACA